Messenger RNA from Trichogramma pretiosum, 1099 nucleotides. It is a transcript of the gene Apime-ASTA, whose product is annotated as allatostatins. The record is from RefSeq and is a predicted model, not a curated record. NCBI's taxonomy places the organism in Eukaryota, Metazoa, Arthropoda, Insecta, Hymenoptera, Trichogrammatidae. The coding region runs from base 338 to 1099 and encodes 253 amino acids. The transcript has 3 exons.
CUCAACUGGACGCUCCUCCGCAGCUUUUCUCUCUGUCUCUGUCGCGACUCGCAUAUAGACGAGCUUUCGUGCCCGACAAGGAAGAUAUAUAUACGUAAAAUAGAGAGGAAGAAGGAUCGAGAGAAAAUCGGUCUUGGUACACUUUGUCGUCGUCGACGCGGUUAUAAAAAAGCACGCAGACAGAGGCGAGAAAAGAGAGCGGAGCUUGAUUCAACGUCGGCAGAGCUUUUAUAAAGCAGCAGUAGCAGCAGCAGCAACAGCGAGGAUCGAUCGAUUCCACAGAGAUACACAUCUUUCGUAUUAUCGAGUUACGUAAAAAACAGCGAAGAAAAGCAGAAUGCGCGGCUACGCGACGAGCUUUUGCGUCCUGAGUCUGCUCGGUGCCUGCACCCUCGCCAUGGACGAGUCCUCGCCUUCCUCGUCUUCGCUGCUGCGAUCGUCGUCGAGUGGUGGCUCGGUCGCAGCUUCCGAUUCGAAUUCGGUCUCGGCUGCUGCAUCGAUGUCGUCGUCGUCCUUGGUCUCGGGCUUGUCGCAGCACGCGCCCCGAGCCGAGGCGGCUUUCCUGCGGAUACCGGCCAAGCGAGCUUUCACGUACCGCACCGAGUUCAAGAGGCUGCCCCUCUAUCAGUUCGGCCUCGGCAAGCGAUCUCGCUCGUACGCCUUCGGACUGGGCAAGCGCGGCAAGCAGUACGCCUUCGGCUUGGGCAAGAGGAGCAACGUUAACUCCAUGAGCGAGUACGAGCAGCAGCAGCAGCUGCUGCAGAGGCUGCGACCCGACCAGAUGCAGGCGGCCCUCGACUAUCUGUCGUCGUCCAACGAGGAUGCCAACUACGACAAGUCGGACUACUGGCUGGAAAAGCGCUCAGCGGGCGCCUACAAUUUCGGACUGGGCAAGAGAAGCCCCGGAAGCUAUUACGAGCCGGACGAGCAGCGUUUGCUGCUGCCCGUCAAGCAGCUCAGAAACAACAAGUACGUGUUCGGUCUGGGCAAGCGUCGCUUGUACGACGUGCUGGAUAGCAGCGGAAGCAGUAGCAGCGACAGCGACGACGUGGAAGAUCUCGAGCUCGAGCUCAGCGACGACGAGGCCAAUUCGCAGUAG